UCCCAUUUAAGAUUGAUUUGCCUUUGAUGCCUGACCUUCCCACAGAUCAUAAGAGCAGCAUUCUCUCUUUUCUGUGCAAAAAGGACUUUGGUAGUUUUAACCAGUCUGUGAAAAGAGAGCAUGUGAAGACACAGUUUUCAGGUGAAAAGAGCCUCCUCCACUACACCGUAGCCAGCGGAGAUGCAGAGAGUGUCGAGCAUGUCCUGAGUCUGGGGGCUGAAGUCAACUGUACGACUGCCAGAGGUUACACUCCUCUCAUUGUUGCUGUUCUGCACAGGCUUCAUGACAUCAUCUCUUUGUUGCUGGAAAAUGGUGCGUCUGCCACCCAAGGGGCUGAGGAUGAUUGGACAGCACUCCAUUUCGCUGCUCAGAAUGGCGAUGACAGGACUGUCCGUCUUCUGUUGGACAAAGGAGCUUUGGCGGAUGCCCGGGAAAAAGCUGGUUGGGUGCCCCUCCACCUGGCCUCCCAGAAUGGCCAUGAGACAGUGGUGCGCCUGCUGCUUUCACGGCUGCCAGAGAAGGCAGUCAGAGAACGGGAGGCACAAGGGAGGACUCCGCUCCACCUCGCCUCCGCCUAUGGGCAUCUUAAUAUUGCCAAGCUUCUCCUCUCUAAGGGAGCAGAUCCCAACGCUACGGACUGCUCUCUCUCCACCGCUCUUCACUUAUCAGCUGAGGAAGGCCACAACAGAGUAGUGAGACAGUUGAUGAAGAGUGGGGUGAAUAUAGGCAGUGCAGACAGCAGAGGAUACACUCCACUUCACCUGGCUGCUCUGAAGGGUCACACAGGCAUUUGCAGGCAGCUGUUGUCAAAUGGGAGAUGCCCAAACUCCAGGUCCCUCCUAGGCUGGACUCCCCUGCACCUGGCUGCCCUUAAGGGACACGAAGCCACAGUGGUGCAGCUGGAGAGUCAGGGUGGUUGUGUGAACGCUGGAGGGGAGAACGGCUGGACCCCACUCCACCUUGCAUGCUAUCAGGGUGGGCCGGAAGUGGUGGCAAAGCUCCUGGAAGCCAAAGCCGACCCAAACGUGUCCGAGGACAGUAAAGGAUGGACACCACUACAUGUAGCUUGUACCAAUGCCAGUUUACAAAGUGUCCUCCACUUGAUAUCACAUCAUGCAGAUGUCAAUGCGUUAAACUCAAGAAAGGCAACACCUUUACACCUCGCUGCACAGCAUGACUGUAAACCUAUUGUAAAUGCUCUGCUGCUUAAUUCAGCCGACAGGACUCUUCUGGACUCUUCUGGAUCCACAGCUCUGAAUGUGGCUCAGAGGUGUGAACAUUUGGAAAUAGUACAACUACUGAUGAAGUAGUUCCGGUGAAAGCAUUAUGAAUGGAAUUGGAAUACAACAAUAAUGGCACAUGUGGAGUAUUGUCUUCCUUAAGUAUUUUAUAAUAAAAAAACACAAAAUAAUCCACCUUUUGCUCUACAAACAAAUUGCAUUUUAUUACAACUGCAUACCACGCAAGUUCUUAAAAUGUUCUGAUGCCCAAUUCAUUUUUAUAUACAAAUGAA
Messenger RNA from Notothenia coriiceps (black rockcod), 1513 nucleotides. RefSeq names its product ankyrin repeat and protein kinase domain-containing protein 1-like. Gene Ontology annotation, molecular function: protein binding. The record is from RefSeq and is a predicted model, not a curated record. Lineage: Eukaryota; Metazoa; Chordata; Actinopteri; Perciformes; Nototheniidae. The transcript has 3 exons. Bases 27 to 1310 code for a protein of 427 amino acids.